GCCGGACACUUUUCCUUUAAGAGGACUCUCCCUUUAAUUCACCUGACGUAAACACACCUGAGCUGGACUUCCUGUGUGUUUUAACACAAGAAGAGCAACAACAACAGAAGAAGAAGAAAAGACGAAGAAGAGAAGGAGGUGGAGACGGCGACGAUCAAAUCGUUUCGAGAAGCCUGAAGACACCCAGCAGGAAGUACCAGAAUGGGGGAGAAUGAGGGAAUGAAGACAAGACAAACUGAGAGAGAUGAUGAGAUGGUGAGGUCAGCCAUAAUGGAGCCCAGCACCCUGCAGUGGCCUGGAGACAGACAGACAGGGGGGCAUGCAGGUAAAGGUGACAGAAUGAGUGUGAGGUCAAGUGAGGUGGCCAGUUGGACAGAAAGUGAGAGACAGCUUUUGGCAGAGACGGAGAGGACCGGAGGAGGGGCACAUGAGGAGGAGGGGGCAGGGCUGCAGUCACACCCAGAGAAGGAGGAGCCUGUAGAGAACAAGCUCCCUGAGAAAGCAGCUCAGGUGUUCACCCUGGACGUCCUCCCCUCCCCAUCCCCACCCACAGAGCAUGAGGCACUCUGGGAAAUGGAACCAGAGAAGAGUCCCUUCUUGGGUCCCCGAGGAGUCCAACAGGACUACAACCAACAGGUCUACCAGUACGAGUGGACCAGAGACACGCCUCCUUCCAGAUGUGGGCAGUGCUGUCCAAGCAGGGACACCCUGAAGAUGGGCGUGUCCCUGAUGACAUCGGCGCUCUUCUUCCCCUUUCUGGUUUGGGGGGGGUUUGUGUUCCUUCCAUUUGAUGCCCCACUGAUGGAUGGUGCCCCCCUCAGGCUCAUCUACACAUUGCGCUGCUCUGUGUUUGCUGCCACCCCAAUCAUUCUCGGUUGGCUGGUCCUGGGGGUCACUCGUCUCCGGUCAGGUGUGUUUCGGCCCCUGUUGGAUGAUGAGGUGAAGGAGGUAGAGCUUCAAGAGGUCAGCAUCCAUCGCCACUUCAUCUCUGAAUCCACCUCUCUGUUCAUGAUCUACUUCCUGCAACUGAUUGUCAUGGCGAUGUACCUGAGCCAGGAGCAGCUGAAGCUUGUCCCACUGCUGACUAUUGUCUUCGCCUUGGGACGGCUGGUGUAUUGGGUGGCGGCAGCGUUCGGCAGUAGUAUCCGUGGUUUCGGUUUCGGCCUCUCUUUCCUGCCAAGUCUCACCAUGGUGGUCGCCAACAUCUACUUCAUCUUCACGGUGGAAGCGUCGGGGUCCAUCUUUAGUCUCCCGUCUGAGGAGGUGGUGACUCCACCUGCCGGCCAGUGA
This is a messenger RNA of Monopterus albus (swamp eel), 1290 nucleotides long. It is a transcript of the gene tmem79b, whose product is annotated as transmembrane protein 79b. Bases 202 to 1290 code for a protein of 362 amino acids. The transcript has 6 exons. Gene Ontology annotation, biological process: regulated exocytosis. The record is from RefSeq and is a predicted model, not a curated record. Gene Ontology annotation, cellular component: lysosomal membrane; trans-Golgi network membrane. NCBI's taxonomy places the organism in Eukaryota, Metazoa, Chordata, Actinopteri, Synbranchiformes, Synbranchidae.